AUGGAUGGAAAUUAUAAAAAUGAGGAUGAGGAAAAGGGGGAUUUAGAAAAUUAUGGUGCAAAUAAUUUUAUAUUAAAUAAAAUGAAUAGUUUGGAUAGUAAAACUAGAACAGUUAAUAAUGAAAUGAGAAAUAAGGAUGAAGAAAAAUUGUAUUAUCAUAGUUCAAAUAUUUCCAAUAUAAUGUAUAAUAAUUAUAGAAAUUUAAACAAUGAUUUAUUAAAAAGAUCUGAUAAAUUUAAUAAGUUAGUUGAUUCAAAUUAUAAUAGUAUAUUUCAUAAUAGAAGUGCUGACAAUCAUAGUGUUAAUCAAAAUGAUCAUGAGCAUAUUAAUACGAGUAAUAUAUAUAAUAAUAUGAAUAUAUAUAAUAAUGGAUAUAUAUAUAAUAAAAAGAGUGCUGCGAAAAAUGAUAGUAUGUCUAAUAAUAAUCUGGUACGUAAUUAUUAUGAUGGAUUAUAUCCUUUCCUUAAUAAUUAUAAAGAAGAAGAAUGUAGUAUGAAUUAUUCAAAUGUACAAGAAUAUUCUGAACAAUAUAAAAUGAAUAAUAAUAUUAAUAUUGAUUCUUCUUCUCUUUGUGAAAAUAAUACUUCUUUUCAAUGUUCUAAUAUUAAUAAAAAUAAAAAUUCGAAUACUACCUUUCCAAAUUCAGAGGAAAAUAAAACUAAUAAAAAUCAUAGUAAUAAUAUAAUGAACCAUCUAUUUCAUAUGAAACCGCAUUGUAAUUUAAAAGAUAAAGUUGAUAUACAUAAUGAAAAUUAUAAUAAUGAGGAGAAUAAUUCUAGUAAUUCUACUCUUCCAACUAGCGAAAAUUCAUCUAAUUUUUUUAAUACUGAACAUGUUAAUAAUAAUGAGAUGAAUAUUAAUGAUGGUAAUGUUGUUCUUGGAAAUGUGAGUAAUGAUCGUGCCAGUGAUGGAGUAAAAAAAAAAAAGAAUAAAGAGAAUAAAAAGGAUAAUACUAAUAAUAACCGAGAAUGUAAUGAUAAGGAUACGAAUAAUGUGACGAAUAAUAAUGAAAGUAAUCAGGAUAUUACUUUGGAAACAAGUAGUAAUGAGAAAGGAAACAAUAGUUCUAAGAAAAAUAAGAAAAAGAAUAAAAAGAAGAAAAAUAUAAAUAAGAAAGGUAAUAGUAAUAAUAAUAAUAAUGAGAAUAAUGAAAAUAUUGAUAAUAAUGAAAAUAUUGAUAAUAAUGAAAAUAUUGAUAGUAAUAAUAAUAACCAGCUCAUUAAUGAGAAUAAGAACAGUGGUGCUAUUAUUAAUAAUGAUGAUAAUAAUAAUAAUAAUAAUAAUAAUAAAUGGAAGGAAAAUCAAAAUAAUAUAACGAAUCAUCCAAAUUCUGUAAAUAGUUCAUCCACAAAAAUUUGCAGUAAUAUAUACAGUGUUAAUGAUAUAGGACAAAGUAAUUUAAUAAGUGAAAGGUAUUGUACAAAUAACAAAUAUUUUAAUAGUACUUUCUUAAAUUAUGUUCAUAAUAAAAAUAAUAGUAAGGAUACGUUUAAUACAUAUGAAAGAAAUAAUGUUUUAAAUUCUAAGAUAGAAAACAAUAUUGAAAAGAUACCACACAUAAAUAAUGAAUAUACAAAUAAAAAUCCUAAGAAUUGUUUGUUAUAUAAAAAUGAGGAAACAAAUUAUAAUGAUAAUAAUAUAAAAGAUUAUAUAAAUAGCAUGAAUUUUAAAAAGAAUGAUUUUAAUAUAUCAACAGAUAUGAACAAUACUAAUGUUAGUAAUAAUAGUAUUAAUGAAAUGAAAAACGGUUGUUUAAUUAAUGAUAAUAACAUAGGCACAAAUAAUAUAUUAAAUACAAAUAAUAUUGUAAGAAAUGAAAAGGAAGAAAAUUAUACAAAUUCUAAGUAUUAUAAUCAUUUUAAGAAUAUAAAUGUAUUACCAAAUCAUAUACAUGAUCAGCAUAAAAUAUUAAUGAAGGACGAAAAAAAUAUAUCGGACAAUCUAAAUAUAAAUAAUUCUGAGUAUGAUAUUGACUCUAACAUUAGAAUGGAUGUAAAUAUGUUUCAUAUACAGAAAACAUUAGAUUUUACUAUUCCAAAAAAUUUAAAUGAUAAUCUAAAGGCGUGCCCAACUAAUAUUUCUAAUAUGAAAAAUGAUUGGUGUAAUAGUAAUCAUAAACCCGAAGAAAUGAAUUUAAAUGAUUACAAUUUUAAUAAUAAUUAUAAGGGUAAUAUUAAUUUAUCUCGUACGAAUGAAAAUGUUAAUGGUGAUGAUAUGAAGAGUAUUAAUAUUCCUUUAGAAAUGUAUAAUAUGAAAAAUAAUAUAAAUACGAAACAAAAUAAUAAUGAAAUAACUAAUGAAUAUAAUUAUUAUAUAAAGGAUAAUAUGAAGAGAAAUGUAAUUAAUAAAAAUACACACAUAAAAAAUAGUGGUUUGGAAAAUAUUAUGCCACAUGUAUCAUAUAAAAUUAAUGAAAAUUAUUAUCUUCAAAUGAAUAAUCAAGAUAAUAAUUUUAUUCCUUUACCUCAUAAUAAAUCAUAUAACAAUAUUGUUUCCAGUAAUAAUAAUGCUAUGGUAUAUCCUGUUGAUUUAAAUUUUUUAAAUAAUAAUAAUAAUAAUACUUUGAAAAAUAAUUUAAAUCAUUUUAUUAACAUGAAUGCAUCACGUAAUCAAGCGUAUAAGAAUAAUAAUGAUAAUGAAAAUGAUUAUUUAAUGAAAGGUGGUUAUAACAAUUUUCAAUGUUCUAAUGAAAAUAAUAAUGAACAGCACAUUACAGUAGAUAAUACAUGUAUGGAUAAAGAAAUUUUAUUUUCUCAUCAAAAUAUGAGAGAAAAAAAUACAAUACAUGAAGAUAAAAAUAUGAUUACAACUAACUCAAAUACAAGAGGAUUAAUGAAUUAUAUGAAUCAUUUAAAUGAUUUAACUUGUAAUAAUCUUAUGGAUAAUAAUUAUAUUGGUGAAAAUGAGAAUUUUAAUGAUAAGGGUAAUUCAAAUGUUUGUGUUUCUUUAAAUAAAGAUAUGAUAUACACAAACGAUGUUGAAAUAAUCCAGAACAUACCCUAUAAAAAAGAAAUAUAUGAUUCUAUCCAAGAGGAUGAUUAUUUUAAUGAUAAAGCAAAACAAUCUGAUCAGUUGUUAAGUUAUGGUGAUAUAUAUACAAAUGAUGCUAAUAAUAAUGAUGGAGCAACAACGACUACUACAGAUAAUGCUAGCGAAAAGAAUGUUAUAAAUCAUAAUAAUAUAUAUGAUACUAAUUUGAAUGUUGAACAUAAUAAGGGGGAAGAUAGUAGUAACACCAAAAAUAACAAUUCAAAAAAUUUUAAUAAUAAUAAUAAGAAGAAGAAUAAAAAUAAGAAUAAAAAUAAAAAUAAGGAUAAGCAUAAAAAAAAUAAUAAUCAAGAAAAUAGUGUAAAUUCAAAAAGCUCAAAUAGUAAUAAUACAAUUAACGAAAACAUUGAAGAAAGUAAUAUAAAUGAUAGUAAUAAUAUAAUAACGAAAAGCGAAAAGGAACAAAACAAAAAGAAACAAAAUAAGAAUGAACAAGUUAAAUUGAACAAUAAUAAUAAUGAUAAUAAUAAAAUUAAUGUAAAAGAAGAAGAUCAGAUUACACAUAAGAUUAAUAAUAUAAACCCUCCUAGUUCUGAUAUAAAUUCUAGAAAGAAUGACGAAAAAUAUGUGAAUGGCUCAAAUGGUCUUGAGAAUUCAAAUGUGUUUGAAAAUUUCAAUGAAUUUGAUUAUAAUGAAAAGUUAAAUAGAAUGGUUAAUAAUGUGGUUCAUGAGGAUUAUAACAUGAAUGAUUUUAAAGAUAAUACUGUUGAAUGUAAAAGAGAUAUGUAUACUCAAAAUUGUAAUACAGAACCAUUAAAUUUGUAUGAUAUAAAAUUUGGUAAUAAUAAUUAUGAGAAUGAAAUAUUAUGUAAUAAAGGAACUUCUAAAAAUAAAAAAUUUAUAAAAUUUCCAUCGUGUAAUUUGUUUAACAAUAAAUUGAAUGAUUUUAUAAAUAAUUCAUUUGGUGAUAAUAAUAUAUUUCCAGUUAAAGAAUAUAACAAUUUUGUUAAUUAUUCAGAAGCUUUUAAUAAUAAAAAGAAUGAAAAUAAAUAUUUUGGAAAUUUUGAUAAUCCGAAUGAUUUCAAUAUUUGUUGGAAUGAUGAAUCAAGUACAGGUGUGAAUAGAAAUAUAAAUACAUUUAGGAGUGGAACAGAUGAUGAGGAGCAAGUAUUCAAAACUACAAAGAAUAAUAUAAAUAAUAUGAAUAAUAUGAAUAAUAUAAAUAAUAUGAAUAAUAUAAAUAAUAUGAAUAAUAUGAAUAAUAUGAAUAAUGUAAAUAAUAUGAAUAAUAUGAAUAAUAUAAAUAAUAUGAAUAAUGUAAAUAAUAUGAAUAAUAUAAAUAAUAUGAAUAAUGUAAAUAGUAACAAUAGUAAUAAUAAUGAUGAAAGAAAUAGCACACAUCGUACUAUUAGCAUGAAUCUUAAUAAGAAUAUGAAGAAAUCACAUAGUCUUAAUAAUGACAAAAGAGAUGAAUUUUAUAUGCAGAUGGAAAAUAGUAUGUUAGAUGAAAAUGAAGAAGAUUUAAAUUUACUUAGCUCACGGGAAAGAGAAAAUAGAAUGAAUAAUUUAAUUUUGAAUUAUAAUAAUAAGAACAAUUUAAAUAAUGAUUAUAUUUUAGGAAGUCAAGAAUAUAUAAAUGAUUUGAAAAAUGAAUUUCCUACACAUACGAAUAGUAGAUUUAGAAUUUUUAAGACUAACGAUGAGAAUGUUCAGUACCCAUCUGGAAAUACUGAGCCUAUACAUGGUAUCAUGAAUAGUAAUGAAAAAGGAGUAUUUAAUGUUGAUGAGGAAUAUAAUGUUUAUGAGAGUAUGGAGAAGAUUGAAUCAUAUGUUGGCAAUUUAAAAAGAUUUGAGAAAGAAAAAAGGGUUUAUGGUAUGAAUAACACGAAUAUGAAGAUGAAUGAUGAUUUUAAGGCAUAUGGCUUGGAUAAUAAUAUGAAUGAUGUGAAUAAUAUAAAUGGUGUGAAUAAUAUAAAUGGUGUGAAUAAUAUAAAUGGUGUGAAUAAUAUAAUUGGUGUGAAUAAUAUAAAUGGUGUGAAUAAUAUAAAUGGUGUGAAUAAUAUAAAUGGUGUGAAUAAUACGAUGAAGAAUGUUUUAGAGCAUAAUAGAAUGAAAGAACAAGAAAAUAUAUACAACAGUAACAUGAAUGGUACUGAAAAUAAUAUGGAUAUGAUGUUAAAUAAUAAUGAAGAUAUGGUAGGGUAUUCAAACAGAUUUGUUGGUGAAAAUAGUAUGAAUGAAAAAAUAAGUGAAUUACAAAAUAUUAUUAAUAGCUUGAAAUUUAAAAAUAAACAAUUAGAAAAAGAAUUAAAUGAUGUAAAAAAUAUGCAUUUAAAAAAGAAGCAAUCAGUUAUAUUAAAUAGUUUAGGUAAUAAAAAUGAUGAUAUAAAUACAUAUUCUUCUUGUAAAGAUGAUAUGAACAAUUCUGAUGAUGAAGAAAGUGUUGAUAAUUCUAAUAAGUAUGUACAAAAUAUUUUAAAUGAUAAAGAAAAGUAUAAUUACGAUACAAAAAUAUCUAUACAAAAGUUUCAUUUAGCAUAUACAAAUAAUUCAAUAGGAAAAUUAAAAAUUGCAGCACAAAGAGAUAUAAGUGGUUCAUUUAUGGGGCCAAAGGGAAUACAUGUAAAAACUAUAAAAUCAUCUUUACAUAUAUCAGUUUAUAAAAGUGCUAAAGAUGUAUGGUUUCCAGGUUUUGCGGAUAGUCAUGUGUUUUUAUUAAAAGGUAAUAUAUUUGGUAUUUUAAGAGCAUGCCAAUUAUUAUAUCAUUAUGUAAAAUCUAAAAUGUCAUCAUCAAAAUGCUGUAUAUAUUUAGUUGCUCCUUUUGAAUGUGUACAAAAAUUAUUAGCUGAUGGAUGUAAAAGAAUGGCUAUUAUUAAAGAAGAAUGUGGAGCUGAUGUUCGUUUAGGAAAUUUGUAUGUACAAGUUCAUGAAGGAUUCACUGAAAGAUUAAUGGAAAUAAGAGGAAAUGAAGUUAGUGUUGAUUGUGCAUUAGAGAAAUUAGUUAUUUUUAUGCAGUCCUGUUUUUCUGUGCAAUCAUAUGAUUACGAAAUAUUAAAAUAUCCUUGCCGUUCCGUUUUAAACUUGCAGUGA
This is a messenger RNA of Plasmodium falciparum 3D7, 6078 nucleotides long. RefSeq lists its product as uncharacterized. NCBI's taxonomy places the organism in Eukaryota, Apicomplexa, Aconoidasida, Haemosporida, Plasmodiidae. The record is from RefSeq and is a predicted model, not a curated record.